CUGUAAUGUCUUCAAUUGGAGUCGUCCCCUCUAUUAUCAAUAUCGAGGAGCAAUUUGCUAUUGUGCUCCAGGACUUCCUGGCCAAUAAGCAGCAGCAGAAUCCCCUUGAGAUUGUCUCGAAGUUCAAGGCCAUCUCUGCAUCCAGGGCCAUCCAAAUUGGCGAGUUGUUAGCCGAAGAUGAGACAAACCACAAAUUAAAGGAGGAGUUCGAAAACUGGGACUUAGAAACCAAGUUGUGGCAUUUGGUGGAAAUUCUCUAUAAUUUCAGAGCCUCAUCGAAACCAGAACUUUUACAAGAAUAUGCCUUUUCAUCCUUGGCUAUCAAGCAAGAAAAUUGGUUAAUCAACCACCCCAGAGUGAGAGAAUUGACCCUAAUCAUACAAUGGCUUCAGGUGAAUUUCAAGUCUUUGGACAGCUCGUACAUGGAGGAAGAUCUUCUGGGAAAGUGGACCAAAACAAGACAAUCCAUUAACAAUAAGGACUUGAAUGUAUUGGCAAAGGCUCAGAAUGUAUCUGAUAACUAUAUUGCAGAAUUAGACUCUGACGCUCCUUUGAGAUCCAAUAAGAAAAUAUAUCCCGAAGAUGAGGAUAUCGAUUCCAGAGCCUUCCAUGUUAUUUACAAAUUAUUACUUGCAAACAAAAAUGAAGAGGCAAUCGAAUUUGCCAAUAACACAGGAAACUACACUCUUGGUUUGAUUCUUGUUGGAUAUACCCAGGAAUACUAUGAUCCAAUAAUCGACAGACAAGCUGCCGAUGCCGACGAGUCAUUGUUAGAACAAUCGAAAGCUUCAGGUAUCAAGCACAAGUCAUUAUGGAAGAAGACUGUUUACAAGCUUUCCCAAAGAUCUAACAUUAACAGAUAUGAAAAGAUGAUUUACAACUUCUUGAGUGGUGGUGAUGUGUCUGAGAAUUUAAAGGAGUCGAAAGACAACUGGGAAGAAAGCUUAUUAUUAUAUUUAAAUCAGCUUUACCAGUACGAGUUUGAAGAGUUUUUGUCAUCUACUUUUGAAGAAACAUUAGCGUAUAAAACACCCAAGCCACAAGCUUCAAAUGUUAACGAAGUGUUGAACAUCUUGCUGAAGUCUGAAGGCAGUAUCUCUAAGGAAAGUAAUCACCCAUUAAGAAUCAUACAAGGUGGUGUGAUAAUAGAUGGUGUAACUUCAUUAUUACAUAGCUUGAUUACUUCGGGGGGAAACCUUCAAAUCAAGCCAUAUCUUGUCAGGGUUGUAACUCACUUGGCAAUUUUUCAAUUGUUGAUUGGCGAAUCGGGUAUUUUACAAGACGGUACCAAUAGCAUAAAUCCAAAGGAUAUAACAACGAUCAUUACCCUUUACAUUUCAGAAUUAUCAGAAUAUCAAUUGACUGAAUUGAUUCCAAUCUAUCUUACAACCAUUCCUGACGAAAAGGAUUCGAGAGAAACUUAUUCAUUAUUUUUGUCAUCCAUUACUGAUUCCAAAGAAAGACUCAGACAGCUUGAAAUUUCUAAGAAACUCUCCAAUCCUUUGGUGGUUGAUGAUAAUGAUCUAAUCGUGGUGGAUGACAGUCAAGAGAACAAAAUGACCAAUAUAUUGAGAAGAACUGUUGAAAGAGUGAUGAAGAAAACAGAAGACCAUUACAAACCACAAUCUAAGAUCGCAAUCCAGGAUGAUGUUGAGAAUGUCGAUGAAAUCGACUUUGAAUUGUACAGAUCUGUUGACUGGUUUUAUGAGAAUGAGAUGUAUGAAGAUUCUAUUACAGCCACAUUGAUCAUUAUUCGUAGAUUUUUGUUAAGUGGAAAAUUGGCCACGCUUCAAAAGUUUGCUUCUUCCAAGAAUUUCAAGAAGUUGAUCAGAGAUUAUGAUAUCGAAGUCCACACGAAAUCAAUAACGAAUGAAGUGUACAACGGCUCUAUUUCGGAUGAGAAUAAACAGGAAUUAUUGGAAUAUGAAGACUUAGUCAAUGGGUUGGGUCUCAUAAGUGAUUGGAAGAAAGCUCUUGCAAAUCAACCUUUGAACAAAAAAUCAUCAUUUUGGGAGUCGAAGGAGGUGCAAACCACAAUAGAGAACAUUAUUGGAACAUUAAACGGAUUGAUUUUCAAUUGGUUCAAUGGGUUGAUCAAAUCUUCUACUAAUGAUGAGGAUGUCCAAAUAUACAACGAGUUAAGAUCCAUUUACGUUCCAUACUUGAUCAUUGAGUUGUUGCAAAUUUACAAGAUUGCAAGAUUCAGAGAUUGGAAGUUCCUUAAAGGUGCCUACAAUAUCAUUAAUGAAAUCGCCAAAGAGGAGUCCAAUGACUUCUUGAAGUGUUUCUUGUCAUGUGGAAGACUAAAUGAAUUCUUGGUGAUAUCCGGAGAGAUUUUUGUGAUAGCCAGUGAAAAGGGUGCAGUUGGGAUUAGUGACCUCGCAUAAAAGCAACUUCGUUGCACCGUCUAUGGAAUUCAUCCAUUCUAGUAAUUAGAAUAUGUAAUAUAAAUAAAAGGUAAAAUAAUAUAUAAUAAUCCUACUUUUUGAAAAGCAGGCUGCCAG
This is a messenger RNA of Suhomyces tanzawaensis NRRL Y-17324, 2504 nucleotides long. It is a transcript of the gene NUP84, whose product is annotated as Nup84p. Gene Ontology annotation, molecular function: structural constituent of nuclear pore. Gene Ontology annotation, biological process: protein import into nucleus; mRNA export from nucleus; post-transcriptional tethering of RNA polymerase II gene DNA at nuclear periphery. Bases 6 to 2387 code for a protein of 793 amino acids. The transcript has a single exon. Lineage: Eukaryota; Fungi; Ascomycota; Pichiomycetes; Serinales; Debaryomycetaceae. Gene Ontology annotation, cellular component: nuclear pore; nuclear pore outer ring. The record is from RefSeq and is a predicted model, not a curated record.